Messenger RNA from Capsella rubella, 1383 nucleotides. Its product is annotated as traB domain-containing protein. The record is from RefSeq and is a predicted model, not a curated record. Lineage: Eukaryota; Viridiplantae; Streptophyta; Magnoliopsida; Brassicales; Brassicaceae. Bases 117 to 1181 code for a protein of 354 amino acids. The transcript has 9 exons.
UACCUCUAUCGACAAUACUGCUAUUAGCUUAGUUCGUAACGCUUCCUCUCUCUGUCAGUCAAAAUCUUCGAAUUUACCGAUUCAGCCACUCCUCCUUCCUUGAUCCCUGUCGUGAAAUGGACAUGCCGUCGGAGCUUGAGGUUCAAUCUGGAGAGGAAUCCGUUGACAUGGACAGGAACAGGAUAGUCGUUGUUGAGAGGGAGGAGGAAGAAGAUGGCGACGUCGGUUCAGUGAUUACCGACGACGACUCGAUCGGUGAUAGUAGUGGCGAAGAUGAUAUCUUCGGUGUAGGGAAUUAUGCUGAGUGUUCGGUCGAGAAGUUGGAGCUGCCCGAGGAAUUUGCGAAAAGCGUUAUGGUUCUAACGUGCGAGUCCACAGCUGAAGGUGGUUCUUGUGAUGUCUACUUGGUUGGUACUGCUCAUGUAUCACAGGAAUCAUGUCGAGAAGUUGAAGCUGUAAUCAGUGCCUUGAAACCACAGGUCGUCUUCGUGGAAUUAUGUAUAAGUCGUAUGUCUCUUCUCGAACCUCAGACUUCGAAGGAGGUCCCGACUGUGAUGGAAAUGAUUGGCAUGUGGAAGAGGGACCACAACCUAUUUGGAAUAGUUUACGGAUGGCUUCUUGCAAAGAUCGCCAAAAAGCUUGAGGUUGUUCCUGGUGCUGAGUUUCGUGUGGCAUGUGAAGCGGCAGAAAAAUAUGGUGGGAAGGUGUUUUUUGGCGAUCGUCCCGUUCAGGUCACGUUAAUGAGAACAUGGGGUAAGAUGCCGUUAUGGCACAAGAUAAAACUUGUGUACAGCAUAGUGUCUCAAGCUGUCUUUCUUCCUAAAUCUGAGGAACUUGAGAAGACGCUGAAAGACAUGAACGAUGUGGAUAUGCUGACAUCGGCUUUUCAAGAUAUGAGCAAGAAAUUUCCAUCACUCAUGGAGACACUUGUGCAUGAGCGAGACUUGUACAUGUCAUAUUCAUUGUUACAAGUUGCAAGUGAGCAUCGUAGGGUGGUGGCAGUUGUCGGUAGAGGGCAUCUUGAAGGUAUCAAGAAGAAAUGGAACCAACUUAUAACGAUAGAGGAGCUGAUGGGGUCACCGAUAAAUGAUUCAACUUAUACUAUGAAGAAUGUUCUGAGAUACCUGGUGGUCGUAGUCGCCGGGGUAGCCAUAAUCGCCGGCAUAUAUCUUACUAAGUAAACAAUCUCAAGGUAGAGUGGGUUUCUCAUGAGGAGAAUAAAAACGUAGGCGAUAUAACAGAUGAUGACAUAUAUUUCAAAUAACUGUUAUAAACUUAUGCUGUCAUGUCAUGAUUUAUUUUUAUUUAUUUAUGGUUUAAGGACGAACAAUCAAAUCUCACAUUUGAGUUAUACAGUACAUUAUCAAUCAUUUCUUUCCCUUC